GGGGCUCCUGUGGCGGUGCCAGCCGACCCCUCCCUCGCCCACCUGACAGUCCAGCGCCGCCACCCCCUUCCCGGGAGGGGGCCCCAUGAUGCAAUACGCGGCGAGAGGCGGGGGCCCGGCUCCCUCGGCCUGCGGACCGGCGCUGCUUAGGAGGGGCUGCCGGCGGCGGCGGCGGCGGCGGCGCCCAGGAUGAGCAGCCCGGAGGAGCAGGGGGGGUCGCCCGCCGCCCGCGAGGAGCAGCAGCAGCAGCAGCCGGCGGGGGAGGGCAGCGGCGACGAGGGCAUCACCUGGUGGUACCGCUGGCUGUGCCGCCUGGCCGGCAUCGUCGGCGCCGUCUCCUGUGCCUUAGCCGGCCUCUUCAACUGCAUCACGGUCCAUCCCCUCAACAUAGCAGCUGGAGUUUGGAUGAUGCUGAACGCCUUUGUCCUCCUCCUCUGUGAAGCGCCGUUCUGCUGCCAGUUUGUUGAAUUUGCAAAUGCUGUGUCAGCGAGGGCAGAUAAGCUCCGCCCCUGGCAGAAAGCAGCUUUCUACUGCGGAAUGGCCGUGUUCCCUGUUAUACUGAGCCUGACCCUGACGACCUUGCUGGGCAAUGCCAUUGCGUUUGCGACGGGGGUGCUGUAUGGGCUUUCGGCCCUGGGCAAAAAGGGAGAUGCCAUUUCGUACGCAAGGAUGCAGCAGUUACGCAAACCGACCAAUGACGAGGCACUGACUGGGACCAUCGAAGGGCAGCUGGUGUGACCUCUCAACAUCGGAAGGAUUCAUUUAGGGCCAGCCAUGCUCUUCUUGACUUUGACAAAGUGAAUUCCACACUGGUGGUAAAACUGACCUCAGAACCCUUUUUUGAAGCUCUUCCAAACUUUCAUUACUAAACCAGAGGGCAAAGGAGGAAAGCUUAACCCCUUUCUCCCCAAAAUGUUUUCAGAAACCCAAACAGAUGUAACACUGUGAAUCAAAUAUGCUGCAGCUUUUAAGGGGUGGGGCUUAAAUCAAGACUCCUCCCUGAGCUCUGCCCUAUUCAGUUCUUAGGUUGGAUUAGAACCAAAUAGGGUGAAUAGCCCAUUCAUCAUAAUAUUGUACUGUAUUCUCACCCAGCCCUUCACAUGCUGCAUGACAAGCUCUCAGUUUGGUGGCUCAGUGCGAUACUACUGCGUACAGCAGGUGGUGUAUUUCCCACCCCCAAUAGCCUUGAAUUUUGUUGGGGGUGGCAGUGAUAACUUCAACCAAACUCCAGAAUCCUAAGUUAUAAGAAGCGAGUCUGUGAGCAGCCACCAUGGUGGUCUCCCUCAGCUGCGGCUUCCAAGGGCUGCAGACUUUGUGCCCCCUCCCCUUGAGGGGGUGUUCUUGCACACAGUGCAGAAUUAUUUUUCUUUUUAGCAUAGGUGUUCUGUGAGGUAGUUUCAUAAUUUUAGAACGUAAUGGUGGAGUGUGGUUUGAGGGUAGCCUUUUUUGUAGGGGUGUGUGUGACUUGUGGAUGUUUGGUUUGGAUUUUUUUCAAGCUUUUGUUUCAGCCUCUCCUAUAGACCAUUAUAUAGAGAGAACAUAGUUUUUACUACAGUGGAACCUUGGUAUACGUUGCCGUCGGUGUUCGGCAGUUUUGGUCUUUGCCGGUCGCCCCCAGCCAUUUCCUUGCCUCGGUGAUCGUUGGUCACCUUGGCUUCCAAGGCAACUUUUUCAAAAAUCUGGUGCACCGUUUGCGUUGCGCAUGCGCAAAUGGCGAUGCAUAUGCACAAACGGCGUACCUCGGAGUAUGCCGAUUUUGGUGUUUGCUGUGCGUCAAUGGAUGCAUUAUCGGCAAACACCAAGAUUCCACCGUAUUUAAUAAAAGAUUACAUCUUCCAAAUAUGACCAGGAUCAACUCCAGAAGUUUAGCAUUUACUGUGGCCCAGAGGCUAACAAAGGCAUCCCCCCAAUGGUCAGGGAUGGCAUGGGGGGCAUUUUGAUUGUACAGUCCAAUCCUUCCAGUUUACAAUGCCUUACCAGUGCCCCCCCCCCCCCCCCAGCUAUACAGCACAGAACUUUGAUUCUUCAAUCUGAGGCACUGAACCAUCUGUUUCUCUGCCCUUCUUGAGAACAGCUUGUUGAGAAAAGGCCUCCCUGGUCUGGAUUUCUCCCACAGAUUUGAUUCUUUUCUAGCUGUUAACUACACUUAGUUAUCUUUCUGUGCUUCCUUUUUAUUUCUGAGAUAUGCAUUUAUUGAUGCUUAUUACUAUCCCACAGGUUUGCUUUUUGUUUUGCUUUAGGAACCCUAAUUAUUUAACUCCUUAGGACUUUAUUUCGGAUACUUCUGAUUCCUUUUGAUUAUGGUGCUUUUUUGUUGGGGAAUGAUUACUAUUUAUUUAUAUUAAGUCUCUUUCUAGGAAAGGAGGUGGGCCUUUAUUGCUUGAGAACACUUUUGUUAACAAAGUAAGAUGGUAAUUUAGGAUUUAGAUGCUUAAGAAUCUUACCUGCUGGCUGUAGUGUUGCAUUGAGCCAGCAGGGGGGCAGUUUUUGCCACAAGGAGGUGGUGGCAAAGGAAGCCCUGUAGCAAAAUGCUUCCUUUCUGAAGAAACUUAGUGACGGCACAGAAGUUUCCCCAGUUUAGUGUGAGUUAUUGAAAAACAGCAAAAGAUUUGUCAGCAAGGUCUUCUUUUCUUCUGAAAAUUCAGAGAAUGAAUGAGGCUGGUUCAGAACCAUUUUCUUCCAUAUGGAUGGAGGAAAAGGAUCAAGAACAGGGUAAUUUAUCCUCAGAUUGACUUAUUUCACUCACCUGUCUACUGCUGUUUUUGGAGAUGCUGAAUCUGCACAGUUGCAUUUUUUCGGUAUGUUGGAACUUCUUACAGCUCAUGCAAAUAGUGGCUUUUUCUCAGGAUCCCACACAGCCUGAUAGGUCGGCCUGGUUUCUGCUGCUUUCUCUCUGGAGUGCAUUUAACAGUUUUCAGUAACCAGCACCAUUUCUCCAGGUGGGGGAAAUGCAGUAGAUGUAAGUGUGUGUAACAGUGGGGGCCAUGUGGUCUGGAAGGCAGUAGGAUCAGGCCCUGUGGCUUGGCUCCAUUUCUAGAGCUGAACUGUCCAGGGAAGCAAGAAGGAAGUGUUUUGGCUCCCCUUGUAUGCAAAAAAAUUCUUGCACUUCUGUAGUUUUUCCAACUGCUUUUGCAAACAGAUUAAUGGUGCUGGCCUGUGCUGGCUGAUUCAGGCUGCAGUUUUUCCUGAGAUCCAGCUGCCAAACUCAAGGACCUCUCUGAUGCAGGCCUCCAUCCCAGACUAGGAUCUGGAUCCCUGCUCGGCCAUGAAAGCUGCUGGGUGACCUUGGGCCAGUCGGACUCACAUAUACAUACACCCCCCCACGCUCUACCUAACCUACCUUACAGGAUUGUUGUGAGGAUGAAAUGGAGAAGGGAAUAGAAUCAUAAGAGUAGGAAGGGCCAACAAGUCCAACCCCCUGCAACGCAGGAACAACCAAUCGUCCCAGUAGCUUCAGUUAAGAAGGAUGUUGGUGGAUCAGUUGACUUCUUGGAAAGUGGCUUCAGAUAUUCAUGGAUGCUAACAGUGUCCUGUUGCUGUGGGCAUUUGAAUGGCAGCAGCAGCAGCAGCAGCAGCAGCAGCCGGUGGGGGGGGGGGACCAGAGAAAUCAGUGUCACAGUGGCUCACAUUCUGAGGAUAACCAUGGGGGUCCAGUGCAUUUGCUGAACAGGGGGAAAGGCACCCACCCCCCAGCAAUCUGAUUUAAGGCUUGGGGGGGGGGAUCUCAGCUCUGCAGGCCUGGAGAACACAGCAGAAGGCUGGAUGAUUGGUACAUUUCAUUCCGCUUUUUGGUCUAAGCAGACCACUGCCUAGAUAGGCAUUACUAUUUGGGGUGGCCAGUUGUGCUCAAUCACAGUGAGAUGGCGCUGGUCAGGACCACUGACUCUUGCCCACUCUCUUUCUUUUUAAAUAAGGUUUACUUGACCAAUUAUCCUGUUGAAAAAAUUGCUACUCAGGGCUGUUAAAAGAAAAGUUGCUUUCAAGUAAAUGACAGACCCAUUGUGAGACAAGGGAAGUUUUUCGAGGGGAGGGGGGGGUGAUCCGUUUGGCUCAGGUGAAAUCACUGGCAUUACAGUUUUCAGGGCCAGCAGGUCUGCAGUGUUCGAUUAGAUGUUGAUGUUUCCCACAUUGUUCUGAGAUGGAAAAUGAAAUGCAAAGAAACCAUCUUGGGAGGCAACUUUGGCCUCAUUCUGAGAUCCAAACUGCAUUUUAUCAGAGAGACACACAUAACUGAGUAUACCUUUGGUUUUUACUGCAGUGAACUCAGAAGUGCCUUUGACUUUGACUGGAGCUGAAUGGGGUUGGUUUCACCUGAGAGGCAUAAACACUCCCUCCCUGUCCCAGCCUAGAACAGGAUAAUUUUGCGGAGAAAGCCAUUCUCUGUGACACCUGGUUUUCUGGAUGGAAAGAAUCUUUUUGUACAGAGGCACAUUAAAAUUACAGCUGCAGUCGGACAUAAAGCUAAACCAGGCUUUAUGAGACCUUGGCUAGUUAUCCUAUUAAGACUGCAUAUGGUCCAGCAAAUCAGGUUUUAAUCAAAUAGAUAUUUCAAGUGAAGCUUGUAGUAGUUUAAAUAGUAGUUAAAUAUCAUUCUUACAACUGUUGUAUGUUCUGACAUUUCAAUGCACAAAUGACAUCUCAGUCACAAACCACAGUUUGCGUUGUGGUGCUCAUUAAGGGACAUGGAAUAUGUCCUCUCUACUUGGGAGGUGAAGAGAAGGAGGCAAGCCUGAGUUGGGAGAGUAAGGUCCAAACUACACCUUCAUGGAAGUGUUCCAGAGAAUUAUGCGUACAUGGAUCAGCAAAAACAAGGACAUAACUUUCGUCAACACUGUUCCUACGUGGAAAAAUGGCUUGGGAAGUGGGGGCAGGUAGGAACUCUCCCACUGCCCUGAGGUAGUGAUCUAAGCACCUUUGGGCUUGCCUUUAUUUUUUAAAAGCCAUCCCCUGCAGCUCCUGUGUGGCUGUCAGGAUCCCAUGUUGGCUCUGGGAAUCCUGGACUCAACUUGGUAAAAACCCAAAACAUGCAGUUUGGCCUUGACAAGAGAGAGUUGCAUGAACUAUGGUUUCCACAAACUGCAGCUGACUGUGAUGUCUGAAUACAGCCUGUGUCAACUCUCAGCAGUGCAGCCCAGAGGGACCCUGGCCUUCGGUGGGAAUUAGGCCUUUCUUAGCUCUGCCAACGCAGGGUAUCUACUUUGAGAAGUGUGAUGUGUGAAUUGUUCCUGAAUGAACUUCAGCAGACCAACUGGUCGUGCCUCUGCAGGGUUAAAGGGAGAUGAAGUUGGUGCUGCACUUGGCAUGCUCCGCACAGCCAGCUGCCCUCAGUUCGAAGGGCUGGGCACACUGACCAACCAAACUGGAGGGAAGGCUGUCUUUGCUGGGCUUGAAGGCUGUGACAAGAUAGGCCAGUUUUUGUGAAACGUUGAAACUUGACAACCAAUUUUAUAGGGCUGUCUAAACUGCUUCUGUUCUGUGUAUGCAGUGAAUAAAAAGACCUUUCUACCUCUGGUGAGAA
Molecule: messenger RNA, 5518 nt
Organism: Sphaerodactylus townsendi
Lineage: Eukaryota; Metazoa; Chordata; Lepidosauria; Squamata; Sphaerodactylidae
Gene: CACFD1
Product: calcium channel flower domain containing 1
Exons: 5
Coding region: 190-738 (182 amino acids)
Biological process (GO): vesicle-mediated transport
Cellular component (GO): membrane
Source: RefSeq, a predicted model, not a curated record